Molecule: messenger RNA, 3452 nt
Organism: Tuber aestivum (summer truffle)
Lineage: Eukaryota; Fungi; Ascomycota; Pezizomycetes; Pezizales; Tuberaceae
Source: the annotation of a GenBank genome assembly
AUCGCAAGCCCGCAGCUCUUGCAACAGCGUUAUAUGCACAGAAAUACAAUACCAUGAUAUCAUGACAGGAUUCAACUGCUGGGUAUGCUAGUGACUUGAGUGUAUUGAUCCGGGAGACGAAGGCCCAGCAGAUCGUGGGGUAGCGCACGGGUAAUUAAUGCCCUCUCAUUCGAGGCUCGCAUGUCCUUCCGGGUAUCGCACUUUGCUAAUAUAUAGCGCAAGUGACCCCGAAGCGCUGUACGGUACUACAAGUAUUAUACGAUGCUGCAAAAGUCAGACAUCGAAUGCAUCCCGAUAUCAUGAAAUAUCAUUCACUACCCUUCAGGACAUUGGAACUGCGUACGGUACAGUGCUUUCGGAUAUUGAAGUUCUUGUGAGACUUUGGUUUCCAAGAAAACCACGGACUAGGGCUUCUGAAUUCCUCCCACCAGAGACAGAUCUCACCAGUUCUCUAAAUUUCUUUACUAAAUACCGUAAAGAAUUUUUAAAUAUUCGUCACUUGCACAGUACUCUACGGUAGAGCAGCUGGACCCGGCGGAAAUGGGCGCAAGCUUCCCAGGGUAGAUUGUGCAAUUGACGAUCGACAUUUGGUGUUGACUCAAGUUAACUAUGAAAGAUGAAUAAAUGGGAUUCCGUUUGACGGUAACCGAACCAAGACCCUCGCAGAGCGUGGCUCUGAAGGAAAGUAGGAGUUGCUUCGGGCUGAAGGCAUAGAGAUUAUCAUCGAGUUUCCGCACGAGUGGACAAAAUCCCUCGAGGGAGCGCAUACCACUCGUACAACGCUCUCUGACUAAGGAGACGAUAUUUGCCGUGAAGCACCCUCGGCUAAGGUCGGCUGAAAAGCCUGAUGUCCCGAAAUCAAUUCACUCGCUUCUACCUACAUUAAGGAGUACCAGUACGAGUACAGUACGACAGGAAUAAAGGCACAGCGCGAUGAUUACGUCGCGACAAUAGCUCACACAAUGGUACUCGAGUAAAUCAACAUUAACGCUCAAAGCGGUACUAUACUGUACUGCACACUGCUCAUUCCUGCAGCGCACUGAGAACUCGGAACCUUCCUAUUAUCCUUGCAGUAGUCUACCGUACGAGUACAGUACUCGUGCACAUUGCUGUACUUUUGAGAAUCUCGUUCCUGGAAGACUCGCUUGUUGACAGUGCAUGCUCCUGCAUGAGCUAGGGACCCGCCAAUCAUUGGGGUUUGUUUCAGAUGAGGAUCAAUGGAUGAAAUUUCUCGCCAGCUCUUUCCCCCAAGUUGCCGGUAACACCCCACAUCUGGCCCGUACUUGAGUACCAGCAUGGUGGUUGUCUGGUCGGUAGCUUUUCGUAUACCGGUACUAGCAAGAAAUCCAGCCAAAUCUGUGGCCUGACCCGACCCCCCGACAACCCAAGGUGCCCCAUAUGUAAGACUCUUGGCAUUAUAGCUUGAUCGGAAUGCGAUAAUGAAUCUUUUCAAAAUUUCGGUCAGCGACAUAAUUCCGGUAUUCUUACCAUGUGAGAAGCAACCCGCUCUGACCUAGAGGUCCUGUGAUGAUCGGAUUCAGGAACUCUUCCCUUCCGGGGAAAUCAUCAUCAAGUAUCACGAUUCGUGAGGGUUCUCCAGACCUGAGUUCCGCUCUUCUUAGCCGGGUCCAUAGCGGAGGAAAACGAUCUGUCAGAGUCGACUGGGAAGGGUAAAGCACAGCAGAGGAUCAAUAGAAGCGUGAUGGGCGAGCGCGAUGGAGAGAUGAAAGAGAAUAGAAACCAAUCCUUGGAAGGUAAAUAGGCGUCACAUUUUAGGCGGUGCGGUACGUAAGACCCACUUGAAUUUUUCCUUCCCUGUGCCCCCACCCCGUUACACCAUAAAAUUCCCCCCACCAUCUCCUGCCCUCAAAGACCCUGUUGGCACCCUGACCGCCUUCAUUUAGCAGCCCGCCUCCUCUUCCCUUCACCUCCCCCUCCUCCUCACCUUCCUUCCUUGUGCCUCUUUCUCUCAAAACUGCUCACCUUCACACAAUCAAUAAUGCCACCAACCGCCUCCGAUUUGCCCAGCACCCCUCCGACAGGACCGGGAAACCAGCAAUUGAUAGAGAGUGACAAACUUUUCGCUCCUAUCAUGCCGCGCGGUAGACUUCCAACCCAGCAUGACGUCGCUCCCUUGCAGCUGGAGAAAUCCAGGAAUGUUGGCCAGAGCCGUCCAGAUCUUGCACUCGAUCUCAUUACUCCCGAGAUCACGAGGCCUUCAACACCACGCAGCUCAAAGCCCAAGGUUGACUUUGACGGGCUGUCUUGGCCGAGUAUGUUCACUGGCGGUUGGUUUGUGAGAGUCGCAAGGUCUGAUUUGCAAUCUAUAUAGGUUUGGGAACCAAGGAGAGGCUGGAGGCUACCCCUGACGAAGCUGCUGCCAGAUUGAACAAGCUUUCCGGGGCGUAAGUAUUCCCGAUUCCGCCCUUAGCGCGCGCGCAACGUAGCUAAUGACGGACCCUCGUCUUCAGGAUCAAAACACUCCUGGAAUGUAUCGGCGAAGACCCCAACCGCGAAGGUCUGCUCGAUACCCCGAUGAGAUAUGCAAAGGCCAUGCUAUACUUCACCAAAGGGUAUGAGGAAAACCUCAAAACCAUUGUCAACAAUGCUGUUUUUCGUGAAGACCACGAUGAACUUGGUAUCUUUCAUCUUCCCCCUUAUUCCUAUUUUCAAUGCUAACAGCCGUCCAGUAAUCGUGAGAGACAUUGAGGUGUUCUCCAUGUGCGAACAUCACCUGGUCCCAUUCACAGGCAAAAUGCACAUCGGCUACAUACCCAAUAACAAGGUCCUCGGGCUUUCCAAAUUCGCCCGCAUUGCCGAGAUGUUUGCCCGCCGUUUGCAGCUUCAAGAGCGCCUAACAAAGCAAGUCGCCAUGGCCAUCGAUGAGAUUCUGCAGCCGCAGGGAGUGGCGGUUGUGAUGGAGAGUGCUCACCUUUGUAUGGUCAUGAGGGGAGUGGAGAAGACCACGGCCACAACCACUACGAGCUCUAUGUUGGGCAUCUUCAGAAAGAGCACCAAGACUAGAGAGGAGUUUAUGCAUUUGGUCAGCCAUUCGACCACAUUGAAAACUGCCUAGCUAACCAUAAACAGGCAUUGAGAAAUAUUCGAUAGAUGCGUUGAUAGCAGUGCUCUACAAACAUUUCUUUGCCUCUUUUCAUCAUUUGCUUUUGUAAACGAUCGGUUGUGGGGCUAUAGAACUCUUGUGCAUACUUUUUUUCCUAGCUUAGUCUGGCUUGAUUUUCAACAAAGGCGUUCUAUCGGAACGCUGCAUACGGUACUCAUCUAUUACUCCGGGAAAUGUUUCUUCUUUCUCUCCUGAUACAAGGGAAAAAAAAUUCGGAUUGGGCUCUAUUUUGACUUUUCAGUGUUCGCUAUCUCCCGACGGGAAAUGUGUUAAACCCUAGAUAUAAUACUGUAGAUCAAUGCAAGCCUUACGGAACAUGGUGAACGGG